CAGUACCCGAUUUUCCACGGCAAGAGUCAGACUGCCGCAACAAGUAGCGCAACUUAUAGUUGACACUUCGUUCACUGUUCCUUAAACAGUUUUCGGUUAAAGAUUUUUUCGCGCCAAAUAAUGUCCUCGCCACCUGAACUGGUAGUAGCCGAAGGCUCUGGAGGACCAUGUGCAAGUUGUGGGGCAGCAAACUGCAAGUUUAAAUGUUCUGGUUGUUUCAAAGCCUGGUACUGUUCUGAAGAUCACAGAGCCGGUGAUUAUGAUAAUCACAAAAAACUUUGCGAUAAGCCUUACAAAAUUCUAAAGAACGAGGAAUUCGGAAGGUACGUUGUGGCUAAUCGUGAUUUGGAACCUGGCGAAGAGUUGUGGUCUGAAACAGCAUUUGUCGUUGGACCGAAAGCGUUUAGCUACCCGCUUUGCCUUGGAUGUUAUUCGCCUUGGCCACCUACAGGUCUCGAAUCCACGGAGCGACCACUUUGCUCAAAAUGUGGCUGGCCAGUCUGCGGGCAGGAUUGCGAACUUUUGCCUUGUCAUAAAGAUUACGAGUGUCAAGUUUUUGCAGCUUCGGGGGAGAAAUUUAAUGUCAUCGCAGCGAUUGAUGGUGACACUGUUAAUGCAUCCCCUCAACUGGACUGCGUGAGUCCGUUGAGACUGCUUAUUGCUUCUGAGAAAGACCCGAUAAGAUGGAUGACCGAGGUGAAAGAUAUGGAGGCACACAAUUUGAAGAGGUCGCAGCAACUCGAGUGGAAAAGAUCUCAGGUUAACAUAGUGGAAUACCUUCGUUCCCGCUGUAAACUUGACAGAUUUUCAGAGGAUGAACUUCACACCGCUUGUGGUAUCCUCGAGAUUAACAGUCACGAAGUCAGAAGCCCGUCAGGCUACAGUGCCAAGGCGUUGUACCCGAUCACGGCCAUGAUGAAUCACUCUUGUGUUUCUAAUACCACCCACAGUAUUUCGCCUGAUAAUUACAGAAUUUGCGUUAGAACAACGACGAAGGUACAACGAGGAAGUGAAUUGUAUGGCAGCUACACGCAUAGCUUAUUACCAACAAUUUUGCGCCGUGAGCAACUCCGCGAGAGCAAGUACUUCGACUGUGCCUGCAGAAGGUGUUCCGAUCCGACGGAGCUCGGUACUCACAUGUCGUCGUUGAAAUGCAACAAAUGUGAUAACGGAGUGAUUUUGUCCCUCGAUUCAUUGGAUCCCGAAAGUACGUGGAAGUGCACGCAUUGUCCGUUCACGACGGGAGGACAAGCGAUUAGGCGUGUGUUGAGUAUCAUUCAGGCGGAAGUGGACGAUGUCGAACAGGCAACUUGCAAUGACGGCGGUACUGCGAUCGAAGCAAGAGAAUCACUCAUCAAAAAGUAUCGCUCAGUUUUGCAUCCGCAACACGCGUUUAACAUAAGUUUAAUGUAUUCGUUGAAUCAACUUUACGGACGAUGCGAAGGAUAUGAAUUUGACGAUCUACCAGACGUUGUUUUGGAACACAAGGUAGAUAUAUGCAGAUCUCUUCUCCGGGCAUUGGAUGUCAUAGAACCAGGUUACUCACGAUUUAGAGGAAUGACUCUAUACGAACUACAUGCACCGCUGUUGGUUUUGGCCAAGAAUUUGUUUCAUACUGGGACGAUAGAUGAGGCAAGUCUGAAGAGUAAGAUGAUAGAGGCAGCGGAAAUUCUGAAGGAAGCAGCACGCAUUCUAAUGUUGGAGUAUCCAAACACUGUCGAAAGGCAGAUUGGUGAAGUGGCAGUUCAGUCUUUGGGGGAAUUGGAAGCCUCUAUAAAAAAUACGUAAAUCCUAUCGUCGCAAAUAACCGAAAACAUUUGUAAUGAAUGAUCUUCACAUCAGAGAAUUAACAACUGCUUCUGACAACUAUUCAAUUUUAGACACUUUUGCUAAAGGGAUAAUGAAAAUCACUACUUGCGAUUUAAAAAAACGGAUGUACUAAUUACUCUAAACUAAAGGAUGGUAGAGGAGUAUGUCAUGUUUGCUUAUUUCAGUGAAUCGACAUCAGAGCAGUCAAGUUAAAAAUGAAACAUAAUCCGCGGUCAUCUUACUGAAAAAGGUUGAUCCGAAUUAAAGAAGUUUUGCACCAAAGGCUGGUGUAGCAUACUGCGUAAGGAACGUGUUAAAGUCUGAUUUGAAGAACUUUUGUUGCUGGAAAUAUGUGAUUGACAUGUAACUCUGAAAGUCACGUAAUAACGUAUUCAGUUUUACAAUAAACAUAGUUAAUCAGUUUGUUAUGUUUACAAAAUAAAGUUAUACAUGUAUUUAAAA
Neodiprion fabricii is the source of this 2271-nucleotide messenger RNA. RefSeq names its product SET domain-containing protein SmydA-8-like. The transcript is spliced from 9 exons. The record is from RefSeq and is a predicted model, not a curated record. Gene Ontology annotation, molecular function: protein binding. Bases 121 to 1788 code for a protein of 555 amino acids. Lineage: Eukaryota; Metazoa; Arthropoda; Insecta; Hymenoptera; Diprionidae.